AAUCAUGGCCUGCCUUUCCAAAAAGAGCUGGAGAAAUACAAGAAUAUUGAUGAAGAUGAACUUCUUGGUAAACUCUCAGAAGAGGAACUAAAGCAGUUGGAAAAUGUUCUUGAUGACCUAGAUCCUGAGAGCGCGCUUCUGCCAGCAGGUUUCCGGCAGAAAGACCAGACACAGAAAGCAGCCACGGGCCCCUUUGACCGGGAGCACCUCCUUUCAUAUUUGGAAAAAGAAGCACUGGAACACAAAGACAGGGAAGACUUUGUACCCUUCACUGGAGAAAAGAAAGGAAGGAUCUUUAUCCCCAAAGAAAAGCUACAAGAAACUCAUAAAGAAGAAAAAGUGACUCUUGACCCAGAACUGGAAGAAGCUUUAGCUAGCGCCUCUGAUACUGAACUCUAUGAUCUUGCAGCUGUUCUUGGAGUUCACAAUUUAGUCAAUAAUCCACGGUUUACUGAAGAAGUAGCCAGUAAUGAUAAUGGCAAAAGCCCUCCUAGAAAUGUUGUCAAAGGUGAAAAGGUCAAGCCAAUAUUUGAGGAACCACCCAAUCCCACAAAUGUGGAAGUAAGUUUGCAGCAGCUGAAAGCCAAUGAUCCCAGCCUUCAGGAAGUCAACCUCAACAACAUUAAGAAUAUUCCAAUUCCAACCCUGAAGGAGUUUGCAAAGGCUCUGGAGACCAACACCCAUAUGAAAAAGUUCAGCCUGGCUGCCACUCGCAGCAAUGACCCUGUGGCAAUUGCUUUUGCAGAUAUGUUAAAAGUAAACAAAACAUUGAAAAGUCUAAAUAUUGAGUCCAACUUUAUCACUGGAACUGGGAUUCUGGCCCUAGUGGAUGCCCUGAAAGAAAAUGAGACCCUGACAGAAAUCAAGAUAGACAACCAGAGACAGCAGUUGGGAACGGCUGUGGAAAUGGAAAUUGCCCAGAUGCUUGAGGAGAACUCAGUGAUUCUCAAGUUUGGUUACCAGUUUACAAAACAAGGUCCAAGAACCAGGGUAGCAGCUGCUAUCACAAAGAAUAACGAUCUAGUUCGCAAGAAACGAGUAGAAGGUGACCGGCGAUAACCCAGCCAUCGGAGAAGUGCCGCUCUGCCUAAGGCAGCUAGCUGUUAAGAUUGCAACCUUAAACUCUUGCCCCAGCGAGACCAUUUUUACAAAGGUCAUUCAUUUCCGUUAAUUGCUCCCUCUUUAUUCACACCACUAAUACUGUUAACUUUAUUUUGUUUGUGUGUGAUAUCAUUUCCCUCUGAUGAAUAAUGUGCACAUAUUUUUAUUUUCAUCAUGUGUGAUUCUGGCAUGCACAGUGAAUGGUGGAUUGAUAUAGACUUUAGUUGAGUGGCAACCAUCAGGAGCGACAUUAACUGCCUUCAUGUAGAGAUUUCUUGCCCAAUAUAUUCAGUGUAAACAACCUGUGUUUUACUUCCCACAGAAGCUCACUUUUAACCACAAAGAGGAUUUUAGCACAUCAGGUAAUGUUUUUAGGUAUAAUUGUUUUUAUCAAGCCCUAGCUCUGUUUACAUACACUGCUUUGAGUUAGGCUAAUUGUCACAGAGACAUUCUGCUGACAUAACAAAAGAAAUGUGCCAGUAUUGCCAACCCUCUAUUGGGUGACAGUAUAGAUGGAUUCCGUGGGACUGGAAAAUUAUUGGAAGAACACACCCUACUUGUGGUGGGCCAGUAGUAUUAUCAUCACAUAUGGAAGAGCAUCACUUUUUCUAACAGCCUUAGGAAAACAACUGCAAAGUAUUGACCAGCCCAAAAUAUAAUAUUAACCAGCUAAGAGAUCAACAGGUAGUGAAAUUAAUUAAAGCUCCUUUCACUACUUGUCCAGCAUAAAUUGUUUCUUACUAUCAAACAAUGUUGAAAGGCUGUUUUAGCAUUUUUCAAACAUCGUUUUUAACAUUUUAACAAAAAGUAAAAGAUUUUUGGAGUUCUGAAUUCCUUUUAAAUUUACCAUACUACUGCUCAUCAAGAUUUUCUUUUAACUGCACUUUUGAAAUGCAUUGUUUGAACUAAUUUUAAACCUCUGUGGCUUUGUCUAUAUAGUGCCAAAAUAACAGAAUGAAAAGUGAAAAAAUCAGAUCAGUUCUGUAUACCUGCUUUGUCUCCCCCCUACAGAAGGUCUCCUCAUUUGCAAACCAGUUCAGACUGGAUUUUUCACUUGUCAUCAAAUGUUUCUCAUAGUGCAGACACAGCCUAUGAGAAUACAAGUGACUUAACUGGAUAUUGAAUCUGCACAAGUUUUUACCUAAUCAUUCAGUACUAAAUGAAAGAAAAAAAGCAUGCUACAGCAACAACAGUAGGCAGCCUUGGGCAUUGGUGCUACCUAGUGGUAUAUGAGAUAUUCUGCAACUCCUCUCUAUGCAUAUUUCUUUUUUUUUCUUCUUAUCUUUUCUUGUCUCCCAUUUCUCCUAUUUUUCUCCUUAACUUCCUUUUCCUUUUCCUUCAUUCCUUCCUUCCUAAUUUUUCCUUAUUUCCCAACUAAGCCUGGAGUAUACCAGCUGGCACACACAGAGACCAAAUUCAGAAUUUAAAUUCUAUGGCCAAUUAUCUCUGCUAUGUAGACCCAAUUUUUCUCAGCAGCAUUAAAAUAAGUUAAUGAGAAAAUGAAUAUAUGUUGUGUUACAGCUCUUAAUUUGUAGAAUACUAGAUCAACAUUUAGUACAGUCUUUGUUUUAAAAAUGAAGUAUUUCUAAUCACUAUGUCUUGUGUUGUUAUCCUUACCUACAUUUGGAUCUUCAAAACAGCCUAAAUUAUUUUUUCUAGAAUAUUUAUAUAGUGACGGUUAUAGUUGACAUAUGUGCUGAAAUCUAUAGACACUAUAGGCAAUUGUAUUUCAUUUCUUUAAGAUUUAAAAAAAAAUCUGAUAGCUGCGGAAUGAAAUGAGAUUUUAUUAUGUACUCCAAAUUAGUGGGUCUUUUUAGAAUCAUCCUGAUGUUUCCUUUCCAACUUUGUAAGACAUCAUAAAGUUUCUCAAGCCAGUAAGCAGAGAAAACCCAUUGUAGAAAAUUCCAUAGGACCAGUUCAUAUAUAGAACCCCUUACUUGAAAUAGCAGUCUCUAUUUUCACCAGCCAUCAAAUAUCACAGCAUAGAGAUUAUUAAACAAAUGUCUAAGUUUACCACCAUCUUUAAAAAUAAAAGAAGUAUGACCUAAUGGACUAGAGUGCUGAGCUUGGAGUAGGAAAGAUCUAAGUAUAAAUCUAGCCCCAAGAACCUUAUUAGCUGAAUGAAUCUAGGCAAAUCCAGACUCUUCUCUGAGCCUCUGUUUCCUUAUCUGUAAGAAAGAUCUAAGUAUAAAUUUAGCCCCAAGAGACUUACUAGGUAUAUGAACCUAGGCAAAUCCAGACUCUUCUCGGAGCCUCUGUUUCCUUAUCUGUAAGAGUGAUGUUAAUACUAUCACCUACUUUACAGGUUUGUAUGAGGCUCAAAUGUGAGAAGGUAAAUAAACCUUAAAAGCAUUGUAUCCCUGUCUAUUUCUAUUGAUCACAUAUCUGUUGACACAUUGUUCUAUUCUCAUACAAAAAUCAAAACAAAUAACAACAAAAAUCAUCAAUGAAGAAUUGAGAAAGACACUUAUUCCCUAGCCAGAAGUGAAACAAGUUAUAAUCAAUGAGCUAAUGCAUUUUUAGCAAGAUGAUCUUAUUAAAAAAUUCAGAUAAACUGUCUGAAUUCCUAUGUUCUAAGUAUUGUCAGAAAUGCACAGCAUCACCCACAAGUAACUCGCAAUUUAGUCUUAAAAGAACUUGUGUAUUUCUUUGUAAGUCUUUUGGUUGUAGGAAUAGGAGAAAAGUGAAAUGGGGACUUGUUGAAACACUUUAGAACGACCAGACUGAGAACAGGGAUUGUGCCUUACCUACACUCUGUAUUGUUCCCACCAUAAUGCAACUGGCUUUUAAUAUAUCUUUUUUGAAUUUAUUUUAGUUGAAAUUUAGCUAUAUUCUUAAUACCCAGCAGUGUUGCUAUAGAUGAUAGUUUAGCUGUGGACUACUCUUCCCAACCACACCUAUCUCCACCCAGAGCACUGGCUCAGGUUGUGACCUUGACUUGAAGUCCUUGGCGCUCUCCAGUGUGUGGAGGAGCAGAGGGUGGGGAGAGAAGUAGUGAUGGAAAAGCCCAAAGGCCCCUUGUUAAGAACAAUCUCUCAAUUAGUUCAUGAGGUGGGGUAGCCUAUGAUAAGCCAUAUAUAGUUUUUUCCUCUGCAAAGUUAAAAAGGUUAAACAUACAAAUUAUUCAUAAAAUUCAUAAAACUCUGGGCCUCCAGGAAAUCCUCCAAUUACUGAUCUGAAAGUGGGGUGUUUAAACUAGUUGAAUUUUAUAUUGUCAAUUAUCCUCAGACUUCCCUUCUCCUUAUCACACUUUGUAGCAAAAAUAUCAACUCAGAAUAUAAUUAAAAUGAUCUUUAUCUAGAAAACCAUCAUGAAAAAUAUAAGUAACCAGUAAGCAAAAAAGUUGAACAUAGCAAAGAAAUACUUAAUAACUAUGCCAUCUAGCUUACAUAACAAUAAAACAGGAGAACAUAAUCAAAAUUCUAUAGAAUUUCUGAAGUCUCUUUGCAAUUCCAAAGCCUACAGUUUCCUUUCCCUUUUCUAUAAUUAUCUAGGGCCUGGAAAAGGGAAGGUCAAAAUAGCUGUUCUUCUACCAUAAAACAACCAUUAUAAUCCUUUAAUUCCCCAUAUUUCUUCCUGCUUUAGAUAUUCCAGUUGCUUACUCCUAAACAAAUAAAACAAAAAUAAAAACACCUAAAGUUCAUAAGAUGCCAGAAGUGGAAAAACAAUGGUGUGUCAUUUCCAAAGGAAGUUUAGCAAAACUUGAUAAGGAAAUGUAGGAACCAUAUUCUUAACAAAAGUCAGGCCUCCUGCUAGUGAAUUGGCAAGUCUCUAAAAACAUGUUUUGAAUCCAUUUGCAGGAGAUAAAAGGUGUUAGCUACUACUCCCACCCCCAUUCCUUUCCUUUUCUUCAACCUUGAACCUCUUUAUUUUUGCGGUUUGUAUAUUUAAAAAACUGAUUGGGGGUAUUUGAAGGGAAGGAGGAGGAACUGAAGGUUAAUUGCCUAAUGGCAAAACUUAAUAGCAGUUCAACUCCACUCCCCACUGAGCUAUUUCCUGCCUGCUGUACAAACAGCUAUUAUUGCACCAUCAGUAAAAAGGGGACUAAGAACAGCAAACUUUAGAUUUGCAACCUGAUCUCGAGCAUUUCUCCUUCAAAGAUAUGCAAAAAGCUCCUUUUUCUCAUUUUCACUCAUUGGCAUUGAGAAAAAGGGAAAACUGAAUCCCAGCAUCAUUUCAUUUUGAGCCCAAACACUGUGAACUGCUUAUUGAGGAUGGUUGACCUGAAUAAGUGAGAGUAGAGGGAACUGGUAUGAUUUAUUUAAAGAAACUGGGAAUAUUUAAGACUUGGAAGGUGGAGGGAGGAAGAGGGCAUAGCAAAAUAAUUGGGUUCAAAUAUCUGAAACAUUGUCAUGUGGAAAAAGAAUUAGACUAGGCUCCUAAACACAGACUUUGCUAUGGGUGGGAAUUUACAAAGGAGGCUGAUUUCAAUUCAAACAUAAGGAAACACUUUCCAACAUUUUCCAACAAUUAAAGCUGUCCAAAAUCAGAAUCAGCUGUCACAAAGAAUUCCCCAUCAUGGUAGGUCUCAACGGGGGACUGAAAGUUCAGUCUUUGGGAAUGCAGAUUAGAUUUAUGAUGUGAAUAAGGAAUGAAUCAGAUAAUCUCUGAGAUCUUGUUAGGCUCUUUCAAAUCUGUUAUCUUAUUCUAUAACCUGCUAGGCCUCUUCCUCAUCCCUGAAUUUGUCCAUUUUUGAGGCUAAAUAAAGUCAAGAUAGAUGAGGAUAAAUUCAUCUGAGGUCAAGAUUUUGUUUGGGAAGUUGAAAUUGGUAACUUUAGUCAUUUAACAUUAAGCCUAUAAGUAGAUCUCAUUGUUUUUCAAGAGCAAGAAGUCUUUUAAGACAUAUAUACAGUAAUAUGUUUUAUUAUAAAUAAAAUAAAAAUAAAACAUAUUUUGUAAGGUUUUUGAAUAAUUAUUUGUGUCACUUUGAAUAGAGAAGACCUACAUGUGAUUGUGCACCUGAUCUUCCUGUCAGCUUUGUCUACUCCUCCCAAGUAUAAUUGGUUUCUAGGGGUAAAUGGGGUAAGGAGAUAUUCACUUCCUCCAUUUCUUCCUUUUUCUAUUCUUGAUCUGGUUUUGUUUCCAUUAUGCUAUUAAAAUCAAUCUGCCUAGAUUGAGCCCCAUUCUAAUAGAUGAAGGAAGAAAACUGCCAUAACAGGAAUUUGGUUCCGGGGCUCAGGAUUAAGGAGAGGAACGGAAAGGGCCUGAGGAGAAGGGAGAAUCAUAAAACAGUCUGUAAUGUGGUACUGUUAACCUCCUUUUGUUAUCAAGCUCCAAGGGAGUUCUCCUUACCCAGCAGCCUCUUUACAGGUGCUAGUUCUGGUGCUAAAGGGGAAAAAUUUAACCAUUUUAUAUCAGAUUAGGUUUUCCCCUAUCAUAGCAGCCACUUCAUUAUCACCAGCAGGCAAGCAUUGGUUGUGAUAGUAUUCUACCACCAUGAAGACUACAGGAACCUUUAUGACCCAAAGCCCUCUCCUAAGGGCUGUAUUCCAUCACCAUUCUAUGAAAAAGAUGGGAAAGCAAGUGGUUAUUUGCAAGUCAGAAAACUAAGUUACUUCUGAGUUGGGGUUCACAUCAGUGCAGUCAAUAAUAAAAGGAGGAAGCUUUCAUACUUAGUGUUAUCAGCAUAUAUAAUUAACUAUUCACAUUAAUAGGGGAGAAGCAGUAGCAUGGAUAACAAAAUAUAAAGUAAUGCACAUAUUCUUUCCAUACUUAUAAAAUGAAGAAAAUAAUGCUUACAUUACCUGGCUUGCGUGGUUAUUUCAAAGAUGCCUAAUUUCCUAAUUACCCUACUUAUUCACACAAUUCCCCUUUUAAGUAGCUAUUUUAUCACUAAAUAAUGUGAAAAUACUUUUUAAAAUAAUGCUAUACAAAUGCAAGGUGGUAUGGUAUUUAGUUAAGAUGAUGUGUUAUAUUUUUGUAAGAAAUCUACCAUUCUCACUAACAUGUUUAUUUGCAUAGGUCCCUUUAUUCCUUUCCUAGGAGAAAUGUUUGUUGCUAUAUAGAGAGGGUUAAUAAUUAAGGUGGCACAAAUUCUAAUCCUAGUAUUACCACAUACCAGCCUUUUGCCUGGUCUCAGUUUCCCUUACCUGUUAAAUGAACUAAAAUAGAAUUAAAAUUAUUUCCAGCUUUUAUUUGAUUAUUUCUAAUUACUUGCUUUGCUUCUCCACUAAUACAGCAUCAUUUCCCUCUUACUAGAAACUCUGAAAGUUUGAUAAGAAAACAAAAUUUUAAAAGCGGCCAAGAGACAUUCUUUCAAUGAAAAGGGAUCUUUUAACCCUCUUCUGUGACUUUUACCAAGUCUUUGAAGGGAUUUCUAACAAGCACAUUGCCAAGAGGGAAAUCAUGUGCAUGGGGAAAAAAAAAAGUAAUUUUUCUCCAUGUUAGAAGAUAGUAUGGCAGUAUGAAAAGAUUUAAAAAUAUGUAAGAAGAAAAAUUUUCAUUACAAUUAAAGAUAUCCUGUAAUCUCUCUUCCAUAUCAAUUAUUUUACAAGUCCUAAGCACACAUUGACUAUGGUAGGGGUUAUGGGAUGAUGGGCAGGGAAAAAGGAAGAAAGCCUAGAUAAACUAUAUAGUGAAAAUGGUAUGUGUGUGAAACAUACUUAGAAGGAAUCUUUAUUUUCAAACCAAAUAUUGCUAGUGACAAUCUUUAAUUUUAAAUAUACAUAUUUAUUCCAACUUUAAAUAACUGUUUUCUUCAGCAUGAAUUUCUUUAAAAUCUGUAACACUAUUCCUGAAAUUAUUUUUAAUAAAGCCUUCGGUCAUAUUUCAUGCUUCAUCAGAACAAGAGAAACAUACGUGACACAUCUUAAGCCACCAAUAUAUGCAUGCUGCUCUGUAAUAGUAUAAUCGGUUUGGUUGCUUUGUGAUAUAUGGCAAUGUGAAUCUAUUAUUUUUUUGACCAGAACAAAGGAAUGGUACUGUGGUGAACUGUCUGGAGUUACAUAAGUAAUGAUGUGUGAUUGUAUUCUUGUUGGGCUGGCUUGCUCUUGGAAAAUCCAUGGGAUCUCUUUUUCCUUUUCAUUUAUACUAUUGUCCCAUCUUACAUAAACAAGUGAUUUUGGUCAUUAAUGAGUUAAAGGCCAUUUUUCCAUUAGUCCUGAAGCUAAACAAAGGUUAGAGAGCAAAUGUAUAGUGUUAAAAAUAUGAAAUAAAUCAUUGGUUUGAACUGUGGAGGGUUUAUGAAAAGACAAUGGAUGAGAACCACACAAGAGGCAUGGAGAAAGUGCCUAUACUACUGAAAUAACUGAUCCAUACACCAAAUUAUCUUGGAAAAAAAAAAGUCUAAUUGAUUAUAACAGGUAAACACUUUUAUGACUCAUUAGGGCAUUAACCAGAGGCAAUGCUAAACAGAAUAUGAAUACUUAUUGGUCCAAAUCUUUCUGCAAUCAAAAGUUUAAUAUUGUAUUUAUUUGUUCCAAAUAAACACUAAAACAAAAUUUGGAGUUACUAAUGUCCUUUAAAAAUGAAACAAAAGUCCAGGUGUGUCUCAAUAAUCUUUGUAUAUAUCAUUUCAUGUUAUUUCUUCUUUUUUCCCAAAUAAAAUGCCCAUAUAAGAAUAAA
Antechinus flavipes (yellow-footed antechinus) is the source of this 8664-nucleotide messenger RNA. It is a transcript of the gene TMOD2, whose product is annotated as tropomodulin 2. Gene Ontology annotation, biological process: muscle contraction; myofibril assembly; pointed-end actin filament capping. Gene Ontology annotation, cellular component: striated muscle thin filament; myofibril. The annotation marks the transcript as partial. The transcript has 9 exons. Lineage: Eukaryota; Metazoa; Chordata; Mammalia; Dasyuromorphia; Dasyuridae. The record is from RefSeq and is a predicted model, not a curated record. Gene Ontology annotation, molecular function: tropomyosin binding.